AUAGUAAUGUGCUUUUUCGUGACCAAAUCGGUCACGCUGACCUUCUGUGUGCCCCUCAUUCUCAUGGGUGCGCGCUACUACUACAGCAAGAAAGUUAUUCAGAGUUAUCUGGACUGUGCUCUGCACACGGACAUGGCUGACAUAGAGGAUUAUUACAUGAAACCCUCAGGCUCCUGUUUCUGGGUGGCAGUGUUGGACGGACGUGUGGUUGGCAUCGUGGCAGCACAGGGCCGCGAGGAUGAAAACACUGUCGAGCUGCGACGCAUGUCGGUGGACUCUCGCUACCGCGGCAAAGGCAUUGCCAAGGCCCUUGGUCGUCGUGUCCUGGAGUUCGCGGUGCGCAACAACUACGCCGCCAUUGUGCUCGGCACGACGGCAGUCAAGCUGGCCGCCCACAAGCUGUACGAGUCACUGGGCUUCCGUCGAACGGGCCAGAGCGAGGACUACAGGCUCCCCGGGAUGAGCCGCUCGCCGCUGGAGAGGCUCUUCUUCCAGAUCCGCUACAGUCGCUACCGCCUGCAGCUCCGUGAGGAGUGAGAGGUGACAGGGAGAGGGAGAGAGAGAGAUGGAGAGGGGGAGAUGGAGAAAGAGAGGGACAGAGAGAG
Molecule: messenger RNA, 605 nt
Organism: Paralichthys olivaceus (Japanese flounder)
Lineage: Eukaryota; Metazoa; Chordata; Actinopteri; Pleuronectiformes; Paralichthyidae
Source: RefSeq, a predicted model, not a curated record